GACGUUCAUUUGUUUACAAGACAAUUCAAAGCGAGAAAAAAAACAGUUUUGCGCCGAACUAUGAACAACGACUGUGUGGAUUUGCGAUUAAAUUUUGAAAAUUUGUGUCGCUUCUGUCUUUCCCUAGAAGAUAUUGUGCCUUUGUUCAUUAACUCAACCAUAAACGAAAUCCUGAUCGAUGCUGUUGAUGUGCUCCUGCCCAAGGUUGAUGAGAACGAUGGACUGCCCAACUGUGUUUGUGCCCGGUGCCAUCAAAGGAUGGCCGAUUUUUCCAAAUUUGAGGCAACUGCUCUGGAAGUCUACAACAAGCUGCAAAGCGUCAUAGCUUACCUUGAUGAAGUAGAGGAUGAUUGUAAUCCCGGGUCUCAGCCGAUGCUCGAGGACGAUGCUAAUGACCAGCUAGAAACGUCCCCGAAUGCAAUUGAAGAUGUUCCCGCACAAGAGGUGGAAAGUACCGCACUGGAAGCCGAAAUUGCAGCAACAAAAACACACCCUGCAUCAAAACCCACCCGCCGCCCAAAGAAAGCUUGUCCCGUGUGCGGCAAGCUGGUGUCGCAGAUCAGCAAGCACAUGCCGGUGCACAGCAGCGCAACGAAACACUUCGCCUGCGAGCAGUGCGACAAACGCUUUGCGCUGUCGGCCAGCUUGCGGAAGCAUCUGAAGAUACACCGGAACGUACGCAACUAUCGGUGUGAGCACUGUGGGGACAGUUUCUGCGAUCGGUCCUCGCUCAGGUAUCACCUGGCCAAGCAUGGGGGUGUGCCGGGGUUUGCGUGUGAAUUCUGCGACCGGCAGUUUUACACCUCGUCCCAGUGGAAGCAACACCAAAGCUUGGCCCACCGGGAGCGUUCGUUUCGGUGUGAUGUUUGCGGGCAGGCGUUUCUGCUAAAACACCAUCUGAUGGAACAUGCGCAACUGCACACCGAUGGACGUCCGCACGAAUGCGACGUGUGCGGUAAAGCUUUCAAGCGGGAACGAUACUUGCAUGUUCAUAAGCGACGCCGGCACACCAUGAAAGAGGAAGGGGAGUGAUGUCAUUGUUUCAUGAGGUGAAAUUGUACUGCUGUCUUGUACGAAGAAUUGCCAUUUUAAGCACUUCAAGCAGGACCUGGACCUAAACAUGGCUCUGAACUCCCCAUGUUGGAGCUUUGCUGCCGAGAUACGUUCAUCUCCUGGACACUCUGUAGUUAAAUGCUCUAACGGGUCAACCAGACGGGACCAGACGUACUGGUAGGCAUAUGACCUCAUGCUGAGGAUGUUGAAGGUUGUGGAUCUAGUGGAUAUGGCGGUGGACUCAUUGGAAUAGAUCGCCAAUAUCAUGACCAUGAGCUCGAAAACUACUGCUAACAUGAAGUAAGAAGAGUUAGUCAGCCAGCACCCUAGAGACUAAGGAUUUUAUUUGGAGGAGGCCCUAGGCUCCAAGAAUUACUCCAAUAGCGAUGACAGCAAUCCCGGCGAGGCACAAAAUUGUCUAAAUUCGAAAAAUAAUAAUAAUUAAUAGAAGAAAACAUCCCGAAAGUGAAGCCAUUUGGCAUCCCGACCCUUAAUAUCAUAAUAACUAAAAACGCAUUUCAUCAUUGGUUAUAGAGCAUAGACGCAUAUUUAGACAAUAUUUGAAAAUGUAUCCAACAGUUAUUAGAGUAACUCUCAUUUUUAGUUAAAAAAGAAAAUUAUUUGAAACAAAAAUGAAAACAGUUAAUAAAACAUGUUAAUUGAAGAACAUUUUCAAAAAAACCCAUGAGAAACCCUGUACGCGUGUGAUAUCGUAUACUAACACAGCUGAUCACUAGAGAUCACCUCCAUCGUCGGAUGCUCUCUUGUUAUCAAAUGUUCUAAUUUCAGGACGAUCGAGAAUGAAUUCUCUACAUACCGGUGGCCCCAAAAGGAAUGGAAGAGAGAGAGAGAGCGGUAUACUUGCAUCCUUUACCAGCCCGCAAUCACAUCACAUACACUACCGUCGAUCAACUUCCCCUCUGCACGGACAUGAAUGUGGGAAGAUCGUAUACUAACGCAACUGCUCACGAGAGAUCAUCAUCCUCCUCCAUUUGGAUGCGCUCCUGGUUCCCGAAAGUCAAAAUUCUAGGUCACCCGUUUUGAUCACUCCAGCAUCGACUAGCAACGAGAGCAAGAUAGAGAGAGAUCGAGAGAGCAUUUCCCCUCCAUCAAGGCUCACACACACACUCAGCCUCUAUCGAACAUUCCGAGUGUGAUAACAGGAAAGCGAUACACAGAUAACUGAUUGGAAGGAUAUUAGAAAAAAGGGGGUGGAGCUACAGUAUCAAAUACAUCAACCAUGUAUAUACAAAACCCAUUUAAGCUGGUAUUGAAGCCCAAGCCAAACUGGUAAAAGGUAUCCUCUUCUGAUUGCUGCUCUCCUGUUACUUUUCAUAGAUUGAUUUCGUUGACUCUACGCGGCGGCGCGGUUUGUUGAAAUCGUCUUCGGUUCCUGUGAAUCCUUUCCUCCUGCGAGCAGAGCAGUACCGGUAUGGCAAACGUUGUAAAUCUCAUCUCAAAAAGUGUUAAACACAUACAUUUAUUUGAUAAGUGUUCUUAAAUAGAAAUAUAACAUAAAA
This is a messenger RNA of Anopheles gambiae (African malaria mosquito), 2573 nucleotides long. RefSeq names its product zinc finger protein 571. Gene Ontology annotation, molecular function: zinc ion binding; RNA polymerase II cis-regulatory region sequence-specific DNA binding; DNA-binding transcription factor activity. Lineage: Eukaryota; Metazoa; Arthropoda; Insecta; Diptera; Culicidae. Gene Ontology annotation, cellular component: nucleus. Bases 61 to 1032 code for a protein of 323 amino acids. Gene Ontology annotation, biological process: regulation of transcription by RNA polymerase II. The record is from RefSeq and is a predicted model, not a curated record. The transcript is spliced from 3 exons.